Molecule: messenger RNA, 1716 nt
Organism: Ogataea angusta
Lineage: Eukaryota; Fungi; Ascomycota; Pichiomycetes; Pichiales; Pichiaceae
Exons: 1
Coding region: 1-1716 (571 amino acids)
Biological process (GO): peptidyl-lysine monomethylation
Cellular component (GO): nucleus
Molecular function (GO): protein-lysine N-methyltransferase activity
Source: RefSeq, a predicted model, not a curated record
AUGAGCCAGACAAACCUAACCGCCUUGAUAGAGUGGUCCAAAUCAAAUGGAUGUAAAAUCUCAGAAUUGAUUGAGUUCCAAUUUUCAGCAAAUGGCAUUUCUGCCUUCCUGAAGAAUCUGAAUGUGCCAUCGGAACCUUCUGUUUUCCUCCCCACAUCUAUGAUUAUUUCUCCCCGGAUUGCUUAUUCGGAACUAAACCUCAAUGAAACUGCGAGCCCUGUCACGGCACUUAAACUCUUGCUUUGUCAAUGGAAAGCAAAUCCAGAAUCACAAUUUGGGCCCUACGUCACGUGCCUUCCUUCAUUGAGGAACAUCGGAUCACCCCUUACUUUCAGCCCAGAGGAGCUAAUUCUUUUAUCUGGCACUAAUAUGUAUCAUGGUGUUAUUUUGAAAAGAAAGCAACUGAUAGCUGAAUACAGAAAAGCUCUAAGCUAUUUAGGGGUAAAGAACUCCACGGAUUACGAGGAAUAUGAUCAAGGCGAAAUUUUCAACUCACUGAUGGAAGAAAUUUCCAGUGAGUGUCGAUAUCCGCCGUCAUUUGCAUGGUUUUUAUGGGCACAUUUGAUUGUCACCUCUCGUGGUUUCCCUUAUAAGCUCAUUGAUCCUAAUACUUCUGAUGAUGCCGUCAUGCUUUUGCCCAUUAUCGACCUCUUCAACCAUAAACCCAGAUCUAAGGUCACAUGGAUACCUUCAUUCGAGGGUUUUGAGCUAAAGCUUCAAGGUGGUGCUGAAAAAAAUGGAGAGCUUUUCAAUAACUACGGGCCAAAAGGUAAUGAGGAGCUGUUAAUGGGGUAUGGUUUUGCACUAGUUGACAACGAGAAUGAGCAACUACAACUGACUAUCGAUGUCAACGAUAUAUGUACCAAAUUCUUGCAGAUUUGGCAAGUCCCUCUUCCGCAGCUGAAGGAAUACACCUGCUCUGUUUGCGCUGAUGAAUCGUCAACCUCAAGUCAGUCAUCUUCAACAAUUGUUGUUUUUUUGAGUAAUAAAAAUCGUGUCUUACCAGAGGGUUUACUGGAGCUGUUCGCAAGUAGGCGCGCAAAUAUAGACGACACUCAGAAAACAUUGAAAGCUCUCCUCAAUGGGCUAAGCGACCUACGGUCUGCAUUAGAAUCUAAGUUUCGAAAAAAGCUAGACAAGUUUCAAUCAUUUCCUCUUACACUAAAAGGAACUGGCUAUUUCAAUUCAGAAGAGAUGAUGAAGUCUUUACAAACGAACUAUGAAAAUGCCUGCAUUUACCGGCAAUCUCAACUCGAUCUGUGGCUUUCGCUGAAGCAAAAGUUGAAAAGCUUGGAGAAGGAGCUAUUAAAACAACAUCGACCUCGCGUCAUCACCAUUAAAGACAUUAUGACAAAGGAAUUAUUCAUGCAAGAUGUAGCCAUCCAGUUGCGGCUACCACUGGCUAUAAACAUUCUCUCAUCUUCUGAUAUAGAGAUAUUGAUCAGAAUAUGGGUCUUACGCGUGACAGAAGGAGCACAGUCGCACUUCAAUACAGCUUGGGUCAAAAGGGAGUUUGCAUCAGUAUCUCCAGGAGUGGGCUCUGAGGUGGCGGAAGUUUGUGACAUGUAUGAAUAUUUAAAAGCGUCCUCACAGUGCCUCAAAUUGAAUUCAUGGUCCUUAAAAGAUCUGAUGAAAGCUGAUCUAGUUAUUGAGCGUAAUUCUUAUGCUAAAGGCUCGAAGAGGGAAACGGUUUUAAUCUGUCCCACUAAUCUUUGA